AAGUACAUAGGAUGCAGAUUGGCGUUGUUGUCAAGCCCGCAAUUUGAAUCGACUAUCUAUUUCACCAUGUUGAUGACCCUUUCAAUUUACCUCUGAAUGCAGACGGUCUCCUACUAUUCAGCUGACGAUAUCGCAGCGGCAAAGAGCCUACAGUUCUUGACGGUGUGUCACUUUCUUGCUGAUAUGAGGAGGGUAAUAUAACAACAGACAUUACCAUCAUGAUGUGCUGCCAGUACACAUCCACGUCGAUGGCUACGUUCUGGAUCUAUGAUUAUGCUUGUUCACUUCACGAAGAGUUGACAUUCCUGCUUCGAUCACGCUUGACCAUGGUAAAAGGCCUUUAUAUUGUUACACGAUAUGUCCCCUUUCUCCUCCUCAUCACGGACUUGUAUCUCGCUUGCUCCGAACGUAUAUAUCCCUUUCCUGAGAUAUAUACAUGUUCCUGUCUGAUCCAUCCAGUCUUUUUUGUGCUCAGGACAUAUGCGCUCUGGAACAAUAAUAGAACAGUACUCAUAGCCAUGUUGUCCGCCUUUUUCGCUGUGACAGUUGCAUCCGUCGUCGUUGAUUUUGCCACUGUCGACACCUCACUUGUUACGAUCAGCGCCAUCCCAGGCAUCCAUGGCUGCUACCGGUCCUCGUCCUUCGUCCGAGUUUCCAUAAUGUUUAUUCUCUUGCUUGCGUUUCAACUAGGACUCAUCUCCCUCACGAUCAUACGUGCCGUACAGAGCUGGCGGGUGGUCAACGGCCUUCUGUAUGACGUCCUGGUGAAACAUAAUAUAUUUUACUAUACAUGUGCUCUGCUCCUCACAGCCGUUAACGUCACAACGCAGAUGCUGUUUUCCCAGACUGCAUACCGCUUUGUCUGCGAAGUUUUCCAGUUCUUUAUCCUCGCGAUCCUUGCUACGCGCAUGCACCUCUUUCUCUGGCAGAUCGACCGGCAGAUGCAUGGCUCUGAGGCCCUCGUGCAUAUUUCCAUGUCCGACAUGUAACCUGCGGAAUGCACGGUCACGACGGUGUGACGUCUCAUCGCGCGGAUUAUUCGGUGUUGCUGUGGAGUGAGGUUUGGACUGGAUAAGAUGACUCUGAAUCGUGGGGUGACUGGGCUUGUUCGGGAUGCGCUUAAUUUAUAGGCAUUUUUGUCGUCGGCGAGAGCCUGAGCUUACAUUUGGAUGGUCUUGGUCUAUUUAAUGUCCAUGGGUGUCGAUUUUUCACUGUAGUCCAUCCAUGUGAAUUGGC
Molecule: messenger RNA, 1236 nt
Organism: Suillus subalutaceus
Lineage: Eukaryota; Fungi; Basidiomycota; Agaricomycetes; Boletales; Suillaceae
Exons: 13
Coding region: 219-989 (256 amino acids)
Source: RefSeq, a predicted model, not a curated record